AGCGCCAGGCGGCCUGACUACAGGUAAGGUUGGCGUGCUGAGUACAGUGGAGCCUGGCCACCCCUAUGGCACUGUGGGCACUGAGCCGCGCUCUGGGCUCUCUGAGCCUAGCGCCCCCAGCUGUUGCCGCCCCCGUUUCGAGUCUGCUCCCUGCCGCGCAGGUGAUGAGCAAUGCCCUCCUCCAACUGCCCUCUACCUUGAUGUUGCUCCCCUGCCGCCCAGUCCUUACCUCUGUGGCCCUUAGUGCCAAGUUUGUGUCCUGGAAGAGUCGUACCAAGUACACUAUUAAACCAGUGAAGAUGAGGAAGUCUGGGGGUCGAGACCACACAGGCCGCAUUCGAGUGCAUGGUAUUGGCGGAGGCCACAAACAACGUUAUCGCAUGAUUGACUUUCUGCGUUUCCGGCCCGAGCAGGAGACCAAUCCAGGACCCUUUAAGGAGAGAGUUGUCACAGUCCGCUAUGAUCCCUGUAGGUCAGCAAACAUAGCUCUGAUUGCUGGGGGCAGCCGGAAACGCUGGAUCAUUGCCACAGAAAAUAUGCAAGCUGGAGAUAUAAUCCUGAACUCUGACCACAUAGGCCGAAUGGCAGUUGCUGCUCGGGAAGGGGAUGCACAUCCUCUUGGGGCCCUGCCCGUGGGGACCCUCAUCAACAAUGUGGAAAGUGAACCUGGCCGGGGAGCCCAGUAUAUCCGAGCUGCAGGGACAUGUGGUGUGCUACUGCGGAAGGUGAAUGGGACAGCCAUCAUCCAGCUGCCUUCAAAGAGGCAGAUGCAGGUGCUGGAAACGUGCAUAGCAACAGUGGGCCGAGUAUCCAACGUUGAUCAUAACAAACGGGUCAUCGGCAAGGCAGGUCGGAACCGCUGGCUGGGCAAGAGGCCUUCCAGCGGGCUUUGGCACCGCAAGGGGGGCUGGGCUGGCCGAAAGAUUCGGCCUCUGCCCCCCAUGAAGAGUUAUGUGAAGCUGCCCUCUGCUGCUGCCCAAGGCUGAUAUCCCUGGACUCUAAUAAAAUGCCCACCAUUUUUA
Messenger RNA from Cynocephalus volans (Philippine flying lemur), 1022 nucleotides. It is a transcript of the gene MRPL2, whose product is annotated as mitochondrial ribosomal protein L2. NCBI's taxonomy places the organism in Eukaryota, Metazoa, Chordata, Mammalia, Dermoptera, Cynocephalidae. The record is from RefSeq and is a predicted model, not a curated record. Bases 66 to 986 code for a protein of 306 amino acids. Gene Ontology annotation, cellular component: mitochondrial large ribosomal subunit; ribosome. Gene Ontology annotation, biological process: mitochondrial translation. Gene Ontology annotation, molecular function: structural constituent of ribosome; RNA binding. The transcript is spliced from 7 exons.